AUGGCGGCGGGGCUCCUCUCGACUGCGAGCAACACCAAGGCCGCUGCCCUGACGCCAGCCGCGGCGCCAGUGGAAACGGCAGCACCAGGAACUCACGCGCGGGCCGCCGCUCCCGCCGCGCUCCCGGCUCCCCCAACCCCCCGGCGGGGCGGUUGCCGUAGGACCCGUCCCCAGCGGCGGGCGCGACGCACGCUGGCGAGCGCGCUGACGUCGGCGGUGCCGAUAGGCGGAGAGGCGCGCUCUGCCCUCCCGCCCCCCUACCCCUACUCCCCCCAUCCCCCGUGUUCCCCCGCCGGCAGCUCGGGAUCAGUCCGCGCCGGCCGGGGCUGCCAGCACAGGCGGCCUCCUCCGCCUCAGCACGGGCACCGGGAACCGGGGCGGGAGGGGGAGGAAAGGGGAAGCGCGGCGGGAGCCGCCGCCGCCAGCGAGUGCCGCCCUUCCCCCACCCUCCCGCCCACUCCCCCCACGCGCGCACCCGCCGGCAGCGCUGCCCCUGCGCGCGCCUCUCCCGCCCCGGCCGGGCCCCGCGGCAGCAUGAGCGGCUCCUCCUGA
Molecule: messenger RNA, 552 nt
Organism: Calypte anna (Anna's hummingbird)
Lineage: Eukaryota; Metazoa; Chordata; Aves; Apodiformes; Trochilidae
Product: predicted GPI-anchored protein 58
Exons: 1
Coding region: 1-552 (183 amino acids)
Source: RefSeq, a predicted model, not a curated record